AUGCCUGUAGCAGCAGGAGUCCAGACACAGAGGCUGUUUUGGUUGAAUGGUAAGCCGGUUUGUACGGUGAAUGAUGACUGGUACGGCUUCACUCCUCUCUGUCCGCAUCCACUCAUUAAAAGUCAAGUGUCUUUCGGUGGGAGCCGUUGGUCGGUGUUUCUCACACCUGAGAUUGGCUCGGAUCGCUCUGGACCACGAGCAGAACUGAUUUCUGAAAGCUGGCGUGAGGAACUGAAGGAUUUGGCCACCAAAGUCAGUCUUUCAGCGGCCGCUGAGACCCAGCAGGACAAGAGAGAGAAACUCACAGAUGAGGAAGUUCCUCGCAGGAAGACGCAGUAUUCGGCGCAGUCCGGCCGGAUCAUCCCUGCUUCGUCCUGGGGAGGGAAGAAGCGCAACAGCAGGACUUCACACAAACGAGCCCAGCGAUGGCAGACGCAAAGCCUGGAGGGAGUGGAGCUCAAGGUGCUGGAGCUUUUGUGUCAGAUCCUGCAGACUGAUUCUCUCUCAAUGGUUCAGCAGUGGCUUUUGUUGGCAAGUAAAAAAGAGAAAGAGCUGGUUCAGGGGUUACUCCAGCAGGCCAUGGCCGAAUCCAGCUCUCUGACCCAGCAGACGUCUGGACCAGAACUUCUGCCUUUGAUGUCUGAAGAUCUGCCUGAUCACGUGUUCCUCAGCUCGUCUGUCAGCCGAAGGAAGAGCAGUUCACAUCCCGCAGAGCCGUUACAGGACAAACCAGAGCGGAUCGGAGAGGCAGAAGUUCUCACGCUGUACCCAGAAAACACAUAACGCCGCUGCUGUCAUCUACAUCACUGAUUUAGUUUGCUCUUUUAGCAGUUGUAUUAUUGUAAUCAUCAUAAUGUA
Messenger RNA from Sinocyclocheilus grahami, 858 nucleotides. Its product is annotated as protein TBATA-like. The transcript has 8 exons. Lineage: Eukaryota; Metazoa; Chordata; Actinopteri; Cypriniformes; Cyprinidae. The coding region runs from base 1 to 783 and encodes 260 amino acids. The record is from RefSeq and is a predicted model, not a curated record.